Molecule: messenger RNA, 13679 nt
Organism: Mytilus trossulus (common blue mussel)
Lineage: Eukaryota; Metazoa; Mollusca; Bivalvia; Mytilida; Mytilidae
Product: DNA-dependent protein kinase catalytic subunit-like
Exons: 94
Coding region: 1-12387 (4128 amino acids)
Biological process (GO): double-strand break repair via nonhomologous end joining; protein phosphorylation; telomere maintenance
Cellular component (GO): nucleus
Molecular function (GO): DNA-dependent protein kinase activity; protein binding
Source: RefSeq, a predicted model, not a curated record
AUGGCGGCAAGUCUGCUUCAAGAAAAUUUGCGGAGUUUGCAUGAUUCUCUUACAUCUCAAGACAACUUUGCAAAGGAGCAAUCGGAUAGUUGCAUAUCUGACAUAAGACAAAUAUGUGUUUAUGAAGCCAAAGAAUAUGAAUUUGACUUGUACUGUUCAGUGUUAUUUGACAUAGAUACAGGUGUUAUUAUUUACCUGAAAAAACUAAUUGGAAAGGAUGAGUUCCAAACAAGUAAACAGAAAAUUUUGGAAUUUUUAUCUGAGUUUAUUCAGAAGGUUGAGAAAAAGAUAUCACAUUAUGCCUUGGAGAUUAAAGAUGUUUGUAUGUCACUCUUCAUGAGAGAAAAGGGAGCUAAGAUUAGGAGUGCAGCAAUAUCUGUUUUAGUCAAGUUACUAGAACUAACAGCUGGAACUUCAGUAGGGAAAGAUUUUGAAGUAAAAAAGAUGGCAGAGAAAAUAUUUAUGGAAUUUGCAAAACCAUUAUCCAAAACACCUGCUACUGUGAAGGAGAAGCUAUAUAUAGUGUUAGGAGUGAUGGCUGAAAUCUAUCCAGAAUACAUGACUGAGUAUGCUGAUAGAUUGACUGGACAGUGUGUGGCUGCCCUUAAGGAACAGAUGACAAGCAAGACAAAGAAAGCUGAACUGACCAUCAUAUCUGGAUGUUUAGAAGGGCUAAGAGCCUGUUUAGUUAACUUUACACAAUCAGCUGACGAAGGGUCUAAGUAUUCCUAUGACAUUUUUAAGUACACAAGAAUGGCCAUCAGUAAUACUGAGAUAGCUCGUUAUGAUGUUCCCAAAGCUGGACUGAGAAUGAUAGCUAAACAUGCAGCACAGUUUAACAUGUAUCUGUUUGAUGAUUAUCAGGAAAUGUAUGAGAAGUUGAGAUUUUGGAGUAAACAUCACAACAGAGAAAUGUUACAUGAAGGGAUGGCUGCUGUUGAAUCUUUCCUCAAACAGAUAUCAGAAUCAUUGGUAGAGAAGGCGAAACAGGGAAAGAAGGAAGGGGGUGUUUUUAAGUACUUCAUCCAGCAGUUUAGAGGUAUCAUGAAUGAUAGUUCAGCUACAGCUAAGGAACUAUCCCUGGCAGUCAGAGGAUAUGGUCUACUAGCAGCACCAUGCAGAACUUUUCUGAAGCCAGCAGAUGUACAGUUUAUGUUUAGUGAAAUGAUCACCAAAAGUCAACAACAGUAUUUAGUAAUUAACACAGAGAUAGAAGACAAGUUGUAUAAUCUACCAAGUUAUCUAGAAUCUCUAGCAAACAUUAUAUUCCAGUUAGAUGAUAUUACAGAAACCUAUGCCACCUUGCUUGAGCGACUUAUGAUUGUAAUGAUGGAAAAUGUCCCAGUUGUACACCAUACAAUGAGAUUUAUUGCCAUUAGGUCAAUGCUUUGGUUAUUAUUAUCUGUCAUGUCAAAAGGAGCUACAUUUCAGAAAAUAUCUUCCACUGUUGUAUUUCAGGGACUGAUAAGAACAUGUUCCCAUCCACCCAUUGUUGACCUGGAGCAAUCUGAUGAGGACAAACCAGAAACAGGAGUCAGGUCCAUAACAUAUAAGGACUACAUAGAAAUAUGGACUGGACUGUUCAGUAGUCCCAAAAUCAAGGACUUUGCCCAGGCAGACAUCAGUAUAGACCAGAGACACAGAUUGACAGAGAUUCUAUAUGAUGAACUUAUUCAGGCCAUACUUAAAAUAAUUGACAAGCUGGAUUUGACUUCCAACACAUCUACUCAGAUAUCUGCCUUGACAGGAAACAGUGAUGAUGAUGAUACUGAUGAAGCCAGUGCAGACCCUGUACAUGGUGUACAAGCCAACAGACCUAAAGAUUUCCAAAUACUAAUCAACUUGGUGGAUUUCUGUAGAGAAUUAUUACCACAGUACAACUAUAAUUUGUUUGAGAAAUGGAUGUUUACUUUCUGCCAUACCAUUGUACUCAAAUCAACAGAGAAUUCUUUAGUCAGUGGAUUUUACAAGUUAAUUGCAGUAGCCAUGAAAAUUGCCAACAAAAUUAAGUUUUUUGAGAAUAUAGUGAAGGACCCAGAUAAUUCCAUGGAAGUUGAUGAGGGAAUAGUGACAUCACAGCAGACACAUCCUUGUUUUCUUUUAGUAUCAAAGUUUUCUAAAGAGGUGUUAGUGAGGAUGAAACAAUAUAGAGAUGAUUUACUAGCUUCUUGUUUGACCAUGAUUCUGGCAUUGCCUAAAGAAAUUAUUACAGAGGAAAUGUCUGAAGUUGUCCCAGCAAUACAGGCUACAUUAACAAUAGGUUUAAGUUACCUCCCCUUAUCUAUGGUGGCAUUAGAUGCUUUAGAGUAUUGGUCAGCCACAUUACCACCCAGUAUACUGUCUCCACAUUACCACAAAAUAUUGCCAUACUUAGAUAGCUAUCUGAGAACUGCUGAUCAAGGAUCAGAUCAAGGAUCAGCAGACAGUGUAUUGAACCUGACAGCAAAGAAACCCAACAGUAAGAGAAAGAAAAUGACAGUCAGACUGGUUACACAAAGGAAAUCUAACGAAGAGAGUUAUCAGUCAGGAUUAUCUCAAGUUAAAUACCGUAUUAUAAAGUAUCUUGGCAGCCUUGGUGGCUGUGUGAACUACAAUCUAUUGGCCACAGCUCAGGAGGAUAUUACUGAACAAGCUAUCUCAUGGGACACACAUAAACAUCUCAAGUUUGAUAUGCCUUUCAUGGAUAUGAAACCUACAAUAUAUCUAGAUUCCUUUUUACCAAGGAUUGUAGAGCUUGCUACAACAUCAAGUGACAGACAAACCAAAGUAGCAGCCUGUGAAUUACUACACUCCCUCGUCUUGUUCUGUUUAGGGAGAGGGGCAUCACAGUUAGGGCGUGGUCAGGAGAGAUUUUCGAUGGCUCCUCUCUACAAAAAGAUGUUUCCUUCACUCUUACAAUUAGCUUGUGAUGUUGAGCAGGUUGCUAAGCAGCUAUUUGAACCUCUGAUCAUGCAAAUAAUUCAUUGGUUCACAAACAACAAGAAGGCAGAAAGUGAAGAAACCAUGACAUUACUGGAUUCUAUUUAUGAUGGAAUUAUCCAGUCAACAGAUACAUCACUGAGGGAUUUCUGUGCUGUUUGUCUCAAAGAGUUUGUCAAAUGGUCCAUAAAACAGACACCACCUAAGGUGUUGGAAAAGAGUCCUUUGAAUAUCAAAUCUGUGUUAAAGAGACUGUACAGUUAUUCACUUCAUCCAGGAGCCUUCAAGAGACUAGGGGCCUCUCUGGCAUUUAACAGCAUCUAUACUAUAUUCAGGGAAGAGGCCUCUUUGGUAGAUUUAUUUGCAUUUGAUAUUUUGGUACAUUUUGUUGAGAGUUUGGCUAUAGCUCACACUGAUGAUAAAUCACUAGGCACCCAGGAACAGUGUAAGAAAACAUUAGAACAUCUAGAGAGGAUUAUCAUAGUGAAAGCUGAUAUACUGAGAAAAGAAAACCCUAAAAGAAAGGAGCCUAAAGCCUGGUCAACACCAAAAUUAGACAUUGGUGUACGAUGGUUAUUAAGAAGAUGUGGAGCUCCUCAUACAGAGUGUAGACACAUGUGUAUGAAACUUGUUCAUAAGUUAUGUCCACUGGUAGAAGGAAUAAAGACACCAGUACAUUACUUCCAGACUUUCCUGAAGCAUAAAAAACAAGUGUACUUUAUAAACAUGUUUGAAGGGGGAGGUAACCCAGACCCAAAGAGAACACAGUUAUGUUUGUUACAGUCCCCCACCAUGUUAGACUAUGAUACCAAGUUCUCAGUAGAUAAUGCAGUACAAUGGUUUGAUAUCUUCCUGGCUCCAUUAGAUUGUUAUGUUUGGUUAUUUGGAGAAAAACUUCUCACACCAACAGAGAUAUUUUCAGGUGAUGGGAUUGCCAUGUCUAAAGUGUUGAAAACCAUUCAGUAUUUUGUGGAGAACAUUGCUUUGACAGAUAUUAUAGACCUUUCAAGACAAUUCGAUAUAUUUGAAGAGUUCUACACACCAAAGGAAAUUGAUGUAUUCAAUAGAUCUAAGUGUACAGUUCUAGUAAGGAUAUUGAACUUGCUAACAGUAAUGAUAGCUAACUUUCAGAAAGAAACAUUCAAGGUAGCUCCCAAAGAAUUAUGGUCCAACAGCCUGUGGACAAUGAUAUGUACCUGUGUAGUACAACCAUCAGGAGUAGGAUUUAACCUGGGAGAUGUGGAGAUUAUGAAAAAUCUACCAAGCGAGACAGAACAGCUGUUGGUUGUCAUGUCAAGAUUUCUACCUAAAGAUGUCAUAACCAAUAUACAGAAAGGAUUUAAACAGGUCCUACAUGGAGACAAAGAUUUAUUAAGUGUUUUACCAGUCUCUUUAACUAGUCCAGAUAUAGACCUGUUUAACUUUGAACAACUUCUGAGAGGAUAUGGACAACUAUUUAAAACAAACAUGUUACCUGAUAGUUCUUCCAGUCCAGUCAGUAUGGCUAAACAACUCUUCAGCAAUGUUUAUAAGGGAAUGUCAGUAGAAAAAGAUGGAAUAUUAUCAGCUGUUAGUCUGACCCCAGCCGUGAAAUCUGCCUGUAAUAUUAUGCUAGAACUAUCAUUUCUGCUUGGUCUACCAACCCAGAUUCUGACUGAUGCCAUUCUUGAUACAACUUUAGUGUCAGGGUCAAAUAAAGCUCUUCAGCAUUUCUAUGGUGACUUGAUUUUCUCCACGUUUAAGUCAACUAUAUGUACUCAAAUUGCAAAAGAAUCAAAGAAUUUUUGUCCACUGCUAGCACAGAAAGCUGAGUCCAAUAGUCGUAGAGUCAGUAGUGUAUUGGUCAGUGUCAUAGAUCAUGUGACUAGAGAUAAACAGUUACGGAAGAGUGAGAGUGCUGCCAUUGUAAACUCUGUCCUUGAGCAGUGGGGAAAACUAUCUAGUUGGUGGGGAGACAAAGCCAGUUUAGAUCUUCAGAGUAUGGCUUUGCUUGUUUUAUCCAAGUUAAUCCUGAUUGAUAGCAAGAUAGCAUCAUCCCCAGCACACCAGGCCUUUGAUCAAGUCUUCAUGAUGUAUCAAACUCUAUUGACAAAUAAAGCAAACUUAGAUUUCAAAUGCCGAGUGUUAGAGUUAUUAGCAUUCUUUGCUUUGCUACCAAAUCCUCAUGAGAAGAAAUUGAAGGCUAGUCUUGACAGACUUAUAGCAGACAAUUUCCCUCUGAAAAGUACAGAGUUUGAAAAGGAGAGUCCUGAAUAUCAGACUUACACAUCAACAUUAGAUAGGAUACUGAGUGCAUUGGAGUUAUCAGGAAGUUUGAUGCUAUUGGAAGUUAUAAUCAGUAUAUUCUGUAGAGAGAAGGUUCAUGUUUACGAGGACAAGAUUGUUGCAUCACUCAGCAAAUUUAUUAAAAGAUUACCAGGAGAUAAACAGAUAUCAGCAUUAGAUGUACCUUACAAGAUUUUCUGUGAAGAAGGUCGUUACCCUGGAGAAAUAAGACGAGCGACUGUUGACAAAGUUCUAGUUACCAUGUUACGAUUAGUACAGUUAUCAACAUUGAGUCAGUUUUUUGUGGCAAAUAUGGAGAAACUAAGAAGUAUUGUGGAAGCCAAACCUAAGAGUAAAGACAUGGAUGGAUGGCUGAUUUCUAGACUUUGUUGUUUUGAAAUGUUUGAAGUUCUGUAUUCAAGAAUGUCAAAAGAUCAGGUGUUCAACAAAACUUCUGAGAUCAACAGAACAUUCUGUCAAGUGAGAGAUGCCAAAGUGGACACUGGGAAAGAAAUGACACAAAUUGUUAUGAGGUGUGCACAUGAUGCCAAGAGUGAAGAUAUGACAGGGGAGGCGACUCUGUUAGACUUGAGAAGAGAAUACCACUGUGCAGCAUACAAUCUCCUCAUAUCGGUGGUAUCAUGUACACAGACUGAUGCCAAGUUUUAUGCUGUCUUCCUGUUUGGAGAAAAUGAAGCCAAGAGACAGUUCUUAUAUGACAACCUUUUAGACAAAGAAAAGGAAUACAAUUUCCCUAUAGAGGUCAAGGCUCCAUAUGAGAGAAAGAAGAAAUUUGUAUCAAUAAGGAAUGAAGUGAAAGAAAAGAGGGAAAGAGAUGGAGAUGAAGAAGAUAUGGAAUAUUCAUCUUCCUUUAAUCUGGCUUCUAUGUAUCUUGGUGAUAGUAGCUUACAUGAAGACAUUAACCAGUAUGACUUCUCUGCUUCAGGUGCUUCUCAGUUUUUAGCAGACAAAGAUAAGAACAGAAAACCAUCUCUGGUCAAGAAAUCCAGCACAGAACCAGAUGAUGACCAGGAAGACAAAGGAGUUAUAGUUGAGGAAGACUAUGUAGAACUUGAUAUGGAUGAACUAAAUCAGCACGAGUGUAUGGCUCCAUCUAUAGCUCUUCUCAAACAUAUGCAACAAUCCAGUAUUAUACCAAAGGUUGAAGUGGGAGUUGUUCCGGAAUUGCCACAGUGGAUGAAAAAUAUAAUGGAAAAACUAAAGAAUCCAAGAACUACCAGGAAUGUUAAACUAUAUCUCACAAAACUCAUCAUUAAUACUUCCUCUAUAUUCAAACCAUUUGCAAGACAUUGGUUACGUCCCCUUUGUCAGCUGUUACUAGGCGGUACCUAUGGAGACAGUGGAAUCAAUGUGUUCCUUGUGGAUGUCAUGGUAACCAUGUUGUCAUGGAACAAAGUAGCUAUACCUCAGGAUACACCAGAGGAGAAAGCCAUGGCAUCUAGAGUUGUUGAUUUCCUGAUGAAAAAUGUCUAUCAUGAGACGAAACAAGUGUUUAAAAGUAAUUUAGAUCUUCUCAAAACCACACUUCAAUGCUGGAAAGAUAGAGUGGAAAUUCCUUACAAUUCAGUUUAUGAAUUGCUGAAAGGAGGUGAUAAUGAUGGCAGAGGUAUACAAGUUCUAGGCGUGGUCCUGUCUUGUCAGCUCCCUCCCUAUGGACCAACAGCACCAGUUGACAGAGAAAGAUUUUUUGGGGUUGUGACCCACCAAAUGACCAACCAUUACAAGAUAGUAUACAGUGCUGCUGCAGAAGUUGUUGGGUUGAUACUAAAAUACUUGGCAGAGAAAGAACGAGAGACUGAAGGAUUCCUACAUGAUCAUGCAACUAAAACUUUACUCAGUAUCCAGGUGGCCAAACCAGACAAUUUUAUCAUCUGUGUACACAGGAUGCAUAAACAUUAUGUUUCCAUAGCUGAUAGAUUCACAAAUAGAUUACUGUUUAUGAUGCCAAACCUAAGAGGAGAAUUUCGUACAUUAUGUUUGGAUGUUCUGCUAUCUAGGAUUGAUACAAUAUCAGAUGUCUUCAUAGAACUGAAAAGCAAGGGACUCCUUUCUUACCUUACACACAGAGAUGAAAAUACACAAUUGACAGCCAUGAAGAUAGUUAAAGCCAUCAUGGUCAAGCUAAAACCUGUAGAGAUGAACCAGAUAUACCCUGCUAUAACAGCAUUCGCUUCACAUCCUAGUGCUUCAUGUCGUAAUAUCAUGUAUGAUAUCAUGAUGUGGGUCUGUGACAAUUACAGGGAAGAAGAUGAUGUUGAUGCUAUAGAGAUUUUACGUCAGACAAAAGAUGGCUUACUGAGAGGAUUGGGUGAUGAAGAUCUUCAGUGCAGGUUAAUGGUACAGAAUUUCUGGAGUUCUGAGACCAGGUUACCAGGUCAUACAGUAGAUAGACUGGUUGCCAUGUUUGAGGCAAUGUAUUCUCCCAGUACAGAACAGUACUUCCUUAGUUAUGCCACUAACCUUGUUCUUGAGAUGACAUCCAAAAGUCCAGAUUACCAGAGGGAAAUAUUUGAGUUACCAUUAGAAGAUUGUAAAUUCCAGGAUUUGAGUGUGAAGUCGUCCUGGAGACACAGACAUGCUGCAAUGACCCCAUUAUUUGCUACAACCUUAGCAACACAGACUGACAUGGAAGAAGGAGAGAGUAUGAGUGUCAAUGUCAGGGCCACUCAACAAGAUGUUCAGUUCACUGCAACACAAGAUGCCUCUCGUGCACCAUUUAACUGGUUGACACAGAGCAGCUUAGAUACAUUCACAGAUUUCAGCAGUGUGGGCACAGAAACAUCAAGCUCCUUAAUGUUUACAGUGGGGACAGCGGAUAUGGCAGCAAGGGCAUCCAUUCAUCGGCCAUCAUUAAAACCACGAUCAGGGUUUGGGAAAUCAAGACCAGGAGCUCAAGUGAAGAAACAAGAGAAAGCUAAUGAGGAAGAUGAUGCAGAUAAAAGUGAAUUUUUCCGAUUAAAGAGGAGAUUCAAAAGAGACGAUGAGAAAACAAGAGUAUACUUCGCCAAAAAAAAUAUCAGGGUCCAACAAAUGAGAGAGAUGGUGAAAGCAGAACAAAAAAGUAAACGAGAAAGUCAAGUUACUAUGUAUAGAAAGUAUCGAAUUGGUGAUUUACCUGAUAUACAAAUAAAAUACUCUUACAUAAUAGCUCCAUUACAAGCUAUAGCUCAUAGAGACAGCACAGUAGCUAAGUUAUUGUUUAGUGAGGUUUUUAAAGCUAUAUUUAACAAGAUGGAUGAAGUAAAACCAGAACGUGAGAUCCAGGAGAGCAUUAAACAGAUCAAUAGUAGUAUUGAUACCAUCCUGUCAAGUUCUACUAAUUAUUUCCCUCCUUUUAUUAGCUGCGUUCUGGAUAUAUUGUUUGAAUUAAGAAAUAAAUUAACUGUAGAUGUCAGUAAUAUCAGCUCAUGUGCAGUCAUCAGUAAUAUCCAACCAUUAGGUAUUGUUGUUUUGGAAGAUCAGUUGAUUGUUCAAGGUGGCGAUGAGGCAAGAAGCUCAAAGAGAGGGCGUAAUGAUGGGUUAACAGUGUCCAGGGAUAUAGCUACGUGGAUAGAACUUGCCAGGUUAUACAAGUCAGUGGAUGAGUUUGAUGUAUUACUGGGUAUAUUUACAAACAAGUUAGGUACAAAAGAAAUAACAAAGAAAGCUGUGGAAGCAGAGUCCAGGUGUGAUUAUCAUAAAGCAAGGACCUAUUAUGAAGAAGCAUUAGAUAAAGAUUGGUCAGGAGAGAAACCAUUAGAUGCUGAAUUAGAUCUGUGGGAUGAUUGUAGAAUGAAGUGUUUGAAUAAUUUAACUCAAUGGAAAGAGCUACAGAAUGUGACAGACCUAGCUGUAGAAGAGGGGAACAUAGCCAAAGUAUGGGAUGAUACAUUUUAUCAGGAACACUAUCUGCAAUACAUAAUGAGAAGUAAAGUAAAAUUGAUGUUACAAGGAGAUGAAGACCAACAAACUUUACUAGAUUUUGUAGAUGGUGCUAUGAGAAAUCCUGAACAAAAGUCACUUUUGGAGAGUAGAUACUGUGAAUACUUAGCAUUAAUGUAUGCAUGGCAACAAGAUUAUGACAGAGCUCGCCAUUAUUCCAAAAUGGCACAAGAUAAAUUUCUGCAGGAAUGGUGUAGUACAGAUGUACUUAUUGUAUCAAGUAGAGCCUCUAGACUACAGGUGUUACAGCCUCUGGUGGAAUUACAAGAAUUUCUGGAAUUUAUGUCUCUAGAAAGUAAUUUCAACUCAAAUGUUCCAUAUACUCAGCUGUUAGCCAAAUGGGAAAGAAGAAAUCCUCAUGUAAUUCUUGAUUCUAUUGACACCUGGGAUGACAUAGUUACCAACAGGAAUGUAUACUUGGACCAUAUAUCCCAAAAACUGAUAUCUUGUAAAACUGAAGAUUCUAUGGAGAUAGAUGAAGGAGACAUGUUUCUGUCUUCCAAAGUCAAACUGAAACUGUUAAUGGCUGAGAGUUCUACAACACAAAACAACUAUAAACUGUCUCUUAAUAUCUUGGCAGAGACUAGAAGGCAAUGUAAAGAACUAGAUGGAAUAAAUAUGUUAUUGUGGAGCCAUCUUUAUACAAUGACUCAUCAGAAAAAAGCACAGAACACAGAAUGGUCAGAUGAUGUGUUCAACAGUAUACUGACUACAGGGGAUCUGUUAGGCAAGUAUGAAAAGAGUGGUUUGUUGAAAGAACAUGGCGGUCUUGGCAGACGACACUUUGUCCUGACUGGUCAAUCACACAAGUUAUUAGCAUCAGCUGUCUCCAACUUAAAAGACCUUCGGGAUCUAAAUGAUAAAAAUCAACAGAAACUAAAGGAGCUUACAGGAAAAUCUAAACCGUCAGAGAUUACCCAAGUUUUAGUCCAUAAUGGAUAUGAACAGAUAAAGAAGUCAUUAAGUUUUGAUGGUACAUCUACAUUAGACUGUAGAUAUGGAAUGGAUCAGGCCUAUUUAAUGGUGGCCAAAUAUUGUGAUACAUUCCUCAGACUGGAGGAAGAUGAUGAUAUGAGCCUAUUAGGAACAGACAGUGAUACUUUCACUUCCACAGUGAUUGUCUGUUUAUUAAAUGCUAUGAAGUUAGACUGUAAAGAGGCCAGACAAAGGUUCCCUAGAUUGUUACAAUUAGUUGAAAUGAAUCCUAAUACUGUAGAGAAAUUCAAAGAAAAGUGUGCAGAAUUACCCUGUUGGAUGUUUAUAAUGUGGAUUGGACAGAUGGUAGCCUUGUUAGACAAACCAGAAGCUAAAGCUAUACAUAAUAUAAUUAUAAAUAUAGCUAAGACAUAUCCACAGGCAGUAACAUACCCAUUCAAAUUAAGUGGAGAAGGUUAUACAUUUGGUAAUACUCCUGAAGACAAGGAAAAUAAGGCUGUCAAACAAAAAAUAGAAGAUUUGUUGAAUGAUUCACUUGUUUCAAAAUUUGUGAGUGCAUUGGAACAAUUUUCUCAGCCAGACCAGUUGUUUAAGGACUGGAGUGAAGACAUAAAGUUAUUAAUAAAGAAGAAAGAAAAAGACAAAAUAAAAGCUGAGUUUGCUAAAAUGUAUAAGUUGAUAUUUGACCAUAGCAUGACAUCAUCAGCCAGACAAUCUGUGGAUUCUAGCCAAGGACUUAGUCAAGUAUCACAAGCCUCAAUGGUAGAAACAGGGAAUUACAUCAAGAAGUUUGGAGCAAAAUUUAAAAAGGAUGUUGAAAAAGUGUUUGGAAAGGAUGGACAGAAAAUAGGAUCAAUGUCAUUAAAGGAAUUCCAAAUAAAUUUCAGUAAACUUUACACCGAGAUGGAUGAGGAAGUGAAAGGGAUUAACAAGAAAAAAGAGUUGAUACCACCCAGAUCUCUGGUAGAUUAUUGUGAAUGGAUGGCUGACUUUAGUGGUAGCACUCAGGGAAGAAGACUGGAAAUUCCAGGGCAAUAUAAUGGAGAAAGUAAACCUAUGCCAGAGUAUCAUGUCAAGGUUGUAGGAUUUGAUCCAAGGAUUCUUGUAAUGUCAUCUAUCAGAAAACCAAAACGUUUAACUAUCCGUGGAAAUGAUGAGAAAGACUACAAUUAUCUUGUGAAGGGAGGAGAAGACCUUAGACAGGACCAGAGGAUAGAACAACUCUUCCAUCUAAUGAAUCAAGUCUUUGUAAACAAUCCUGCAUGUAGGCAUCGUAAGCUUCAUGUCAAGACCUAUCAAGUCAUCCCUAUGACAUCCAGGGUUGGAUUGAUAGAAUGGGUGAAGAAUACAAUUCCACUGAAAGAAUUCUUACGUGGAAGUCUAACAGAGAGAGAAAACAUUGAUGAUAGAAAAACUGGUCCCCUGAUUUUACAUGUAGACUGGUUGAAAAAGUUAACUAAGGAGAACCAAAUAGUACAAUAUUGUCAAAUGUACUUAAAAUACAAUAAAACAGAGACUAUUAGAGAAUUUAAGAAUAAAGAAAGUAGAAUACCAUGGGAUCUUAUGAGGAGAUCGUUCCGACAAAUGAGCACUUCUCCAGAAGCCUUCCAUGUAUUACGUGUAAAUUGUGCUGUAUCUUAUGCAGUGAUGUCUAUCUGUCAGUAUAUCCUAGGCAUUGGAGAUCGUCACUUGUCUAAUAGUAUGAUUGACCUUAGUACUGGACAGAUGGUGGGCAUUGAUUUUGGACAUGCUUUUGGUUCUGCUACACAGUUCCUACCAAUCCCAGAACUAAUGCCAUUCCGUCUAACCAGACAAAUCUGUAACCUGAUGAUGCCUUUACAAGAGAAAGGACUUAUGGAGAGUACAAUGAUACAUACACUUAGAGCUUUACGAGAAGACUAUGAUCUAUUACUCAAUACUAUGGAUAUAUUCAUUAAAGAACCAUCACUUGAUUGGCAGAUAAAUGCAGAGAAACAAAAACAGGCCAUGGGUGAAGAUUCCAUUGAAGCUAUUGAAGAAACUGAAGAAGAUACAUCUUGGUUCCCAAAACAAAAAGUCCAAUAUGCACUUCGGAAAAUGAAGGGACAUAACCCAAGAAUAAUAACAAGAGAUGAAUUAAAACUUGGAGAAAAGAGACAUGGGCAUUUUUCAAAGGCGUUAAAAGCAUUUGAGAAUGUAGCUCUUGGUGAUCCAAAGGACAAUAUCCGAUCCCAGUUACCUGAUCAGGGAUUAUCUGUAGAACAACAGGUGGCAGCACUGAUAGACCAAGCUACUGAUCCAAAUAUCCUAGGUAGAACUUACGCUGGCUGGGAACCUUGGAUGUGAUAGUUCUGACCUUCAAACUUGUUAGUGAAAUUGUUAUAUUGUGUAUAAAACUGUAUUUGAUGUAUUAUUGUUGUGACAUAAGGGAAAUCCCCCUUUAAUGAAAAGACUGCUUUAUUAAUCAUAUAGUCAUUCAUCAGAAAAUGCAAAGAAUAAAAUCAACUGUCUUGAAAGGCUACAUGUCUGUCUGACACAUUUGACCUACCUCAUGUUUCAGUUUCAUUAUUAGAAUUUUGUAAUACAUGAAGGCAGAUUUUAAACCUAGUAUUCAAUCAUAAUCAAUUCAGCUAAAGCAGAACAUGUGUAUACCCUUUAUUUUGUUAUAAAAAUAAAUAUUUUUUUCAGUUCAUUUGUUCUAGACUAGUACUGUUAAUACUGGUUUUUUUUUUAGCUUGGAAUUUUCCUCAUAUUCUGAAUUACAUUUUUUGUAAAAUCAUGUAUUUAUAUAGAAUGUCUAUAUACUGUAGAUAGUUCACACUAUUUUAUGAAUACAUUGUAUUAUAUUGACUUCUUUCUGAUAAGUGUAGUAUUUGAUCAUUUAAACAAUCAUGUGAGAUAUUUUUGACAAUGAACUAUGCAUUAAAUGUUAACAUUUUAUUUGUCAAAAUGUGAAGUCUCACACUGAUUCCUGUGCUAUGUUUUUUUUAACAAAAAUCUAACAAUAAACAAUAGAAGAUACCAAUCUUAAAUAAAUGAUUACUUAGCUUUAACAAAAUAACAUUUAGAUGAGGGAUUCUUCAUUAUGCAUAAAAAUAAUUUAAAAACCUCUAUGAGGAAGAAAUUAAGAGAAUCAUGUAUUUUUGCAUAAAGCCAGCAAGUAUUAUUAUCUAAACUUAAAACUGAAUUAUAUAGUUAACUUUUACAUUGGUAUUCAUACUGUGUUAUUGAAAUUCAAUAGUUAAUCUGAAUAAGAAUGAUAAAGAUUGGUACAUAUUAUAUUAUCAAUUUUUGGAAGGACUUAUCUUUGUUGUGACAGAUUUUUGUUGUAUUGAUUAAAUAGAUAAUCAUGUAUUUUUAUAUAGUUACAUUUUGUGCCACACAGUUUCUUUAAAAGUUUGCCAUAUGUUUUACAUAGUUAAUGAGCAAUACCUGUUUGUCACUAAACCAAGAAAGACCUGAGAAUUACUCUUUAAUUUUGAUUUGAUUUUUUUUAAUGUGAUCAAAGUCAUUAUGUAGUGCUAUUGUAUAAUUUUACAACUAUAAUGAAUUGCUUUACACGUUUUUUUGUUAAAGUUUAUAUUACAGAUUGUAGUGUUUUGUCAUAAAGAAUUUUAAUAAAAUAGUUGAAACUCCCA